CUCCCGCUUGACCCCUUUCCUCCCGGGCAAGAUGGCGGCGUGGCGGCGGUUACUAGGCGACGGGGGCGUCCGGGGCGCCCUCGGGAGGCUCCGGUUUUCCUGCCUGGAUGAUGGAAGGAAGUCUUUUACUCGUAGCCAUUGGAAAAAUGCUUUACAGCAGCCCCCGAAAAUUUGUUGGAGGCUUUGUCCAGCCAGAAACUUCGCCUCAGCUGCUGCUGCUGCUGCUGCCAAAUCCACAGAAGAAAACAUAUUAAAAUGGGGACUUCUGCUCAUCCCAAUAGGUUCAUUUUUCCUUGGCUGUUGGCAGGUUCAGCGGCGGGAAUGGAAGCUGAAGCUGAUCGCUGAACUGGAAAGCAGGGUUUCUGCUGAGCCAGUUUCACUGCCAACAGACCUCUAUGAACUGAACGAACUGGAAUACGUGCCAGUCAAGGUCAGAGGUCAUUUUGAUCACACCAAGGAGCUGUACGUGCUCCCACGUUCCCCAGUGGACCCUGAGAGAGAAGCCAGGAAUGCCGGCCGUAUCAUGUCUAAUGUAGAGAGUGGAGCCCACGUCAUCACCCCCUUUUACUGCACUGACCUUGGGAUAACGAUUCUUGUCAACAGAGGAUUUGUUCCCAGAAAGAAGAUGAAUCCAGAGACCAGGUUAAAGGGACAGAUCCAAGGGGAUAUUGAACUCACCGGGCUGGUGAGGCUAUCAGAACCUCGGAGAGCUUUUGUGCCGGAAAAUAACAUCGAACAAAACAUUUGGUUUUAUCGUGAUUUGGAUGCCAUGGCCAGGGUCACGGGAGCAGAACCCAUUUUUAUUGAUGCAGAUUAUAGGAGCUCAGUUCCCGGAGGACCGAUCGGGGGCCAGACCAGAGUAACUUUACGAAAUGAGCACAUGCAGUAUAUACUUACUUGGUACGGUCUGUGUGCAGCCACUUCCUUCUUGUGGUACAAGAGGUUCAUUCAGAAGGUGCCUUUCUGAGUCCUACAACCGUUGGAUGAAUGUGGCUUGGGUGUGGCUUUAAAAAGUGGCCAUCUAGCCCAGGUCGUAGAAUGGAGCGUUUGCAAGAUGAUUUAAGACUUCUUGGUGGCACUCAAGCCAGGAAUUGCUGGAAACCAGGCAGUUUUCUCUCAAAAGUAAGCUGAUCACCGUAUAUUUGGGGAAAUAUUGCUGGUUAUCAGAAGACAAUUAAGUAGUGGGGAGUCUUGAAGGAAAAAAAGUCGCCAAUGAACAAGAAAUUGAUUAAAAUUAGGCAUAAGAGGUACCCUAUAUUUGUGGUAAUACGAAUCGUGUUUCUUGAAAAAUUGACUGCAAAUAAAAUGUCUUUUUACCGUG
Molecule: messenger RNA, 1321 nt
Organism: Pseudonaja textilis
Lineage: Eukaryota; Metazoa; Chordata; Lepidosauria; Squamata; Elapidae
Gene: SURF1
Product: SURF1 cytochrome c oxidase assembly factor
Biological process (GO): mitochondrial respiratory chain complex IV assembly
Cellular component (GO): mitochondrion; membrane
Source: RefSeq, a predicted model, not a curated record